CCCAAAACUAAAUCACUCUACACCUUUGAGUCUCCCUCACUGCACCAAUCUUUUCCUCUUUCUAUCUCUCACUAACAAACAGAUCUUAUUAACAUUCUGCAUUUAUUCGGAUUUCCAGAACUGAAUCACCACAACAACCUUCACAUUCGUCUUCAAUUUGUGCGGUUUGUGAAAAGUGGAACAAAUUUGUAGCUUUUUGAGCAUCUGAGUUCAAUUGGAUUGUGAUUUACUACACUAGAUAGUAAGACUUAGAUCGAGGAUGGCUCUGAGAAAACCUGGUUUAAUUGCUUUGUUUGAUGUGGAUGGUACUCUUACUGCUCCAAGGAAGGGGGUUACUCCAAAGAUGUUAAAGUUCAUGCAGGAUUUGCGGAAGGUUGUUACUGUUGGUGUUGUUGGAGGAUCUGACCUUGUUAAGAUAUCAGAACAGCUAGGGUCAACAGUUAUAAACGACUAUGAUUAUGUGUUUGCUGAGAACGGCCUUGUGGCCUACAAGGAUGGGAAGCUAGUUGGGACGCAGAGCCUGAAGACGUUUCUAGGGGAGGAUAAGAUCAAGGAGUUUGUGAAUUUUACCCUUCGUUACAUUGCGGACUUAGAUAUCCCGAUAAAAAGGGGAACUUUCAUCGAGUUUCGAAGUGGGAUGAUCAAUGUUUCGCCAAUUGGGCGCAACUGUAGUCAAGAAGAAAGAGACGAGUUUGAGAAAUAUGACAAGGUUCAUAAUAUACGCCCGAAAAUGGUGGAAGUCCUUAGACAGAAAUUUGCUCAUCUGAACCUUACCUUUUCCAUUGGUGGCCAAAUUAGCUUCGAUGCCUUCCCACAAGGAUGGGACAAAACUUAUUGUUUGAAAUACUUGGAAGAAUUUCAAGAGAUUCACUUCUUUGGAGACAAGACUUACAAGGGGGGAAAUGAUCAUGAGAUAUAUGAAUCCGAACGAACUGUUGGUCACACAGUUACGAGCCCUGAUGAUACUUUGGACCAGUGUACUCGUCUAUUUCUCGACAACUAAGUUUGAGGCACCCGACUUGUAUUUCUUUUAGUUUCCAUUUAAAAGGACUGAAUUUGGUUUGGAAAGAAAAGUUCUUUUUUGCUUCAUAUUUGCAUGGAUUGAUUGAUUCACUUGGUUUUGUUGGUUAUAUUAUAUUACAUUCAUAUACUUUCAUUGCU
This is a messenger RNA of Helianthus annuus (common sunflower), 1161 nucleotides long. RefSeq names its product phosphomannomutase. The transcript is spliced from 13 exons. Gene Ontology annotation, biological process: mannose metabolic process; protein N-linked glycosylation; GDP-mannose biosynthetic process. Bases 260 to 1003 code for a protein of 247 amino acids. Gene Ontology annotation, cellular component: cytosol. Gene Ontology annotation, molecular function: phosphomannomutase activity. Lineage: Eukaryota; Viridiplantae; Streptophyta; Magnoliopsida; Asterales; Asteraceae. The record is from RefSeq and is a predicted model, not a curated record.